AUGUCCUUCACCGAACACAGAGCCCCAACCUUUACCAUAGAGCCACCAAAUAAAGUGGUGUUCCUCAACAGCUCAGGUGAAUCCGUCCACUGUGCAGCAAUGGGAAACCCGAGGCCUUCUAUCUCUUGGGUCCUGUCCGAUGGGACAUCCGUCUCGGACUUGCCGGGUUUGAGACUUUCACUUGCGAAUGGAACGUUGAUGUUCCUUCCUUUCAUGGCAGAAAGUUACCGACAGGAUGUCCAUUCGUCUACCUAUAGGUGCAUUGCUUCGAACUUGGUUGGGAAAAUCGCCAGUAGAGACAUCAGAAUAAGAGCAGUUGUUCGACAAGGAUACCAAGUCCAAGUUUACGACGAGUUUGUGAUACGUGGAAAUACUGCUGUCCUCAGAUGUCAAGUGCCCAGUGUUGUCCGAGACUACGUCAUUGUAACCACAUGGGAGAGAGAAGAUGGGGUCACUAUCGUAUCCAACGUCGCUAAUGGGAAUGUUCUUCCGAAUGGUGAACUGUUGAUACGGAAUGCCAUGAUAUCAGACGGGUUCAAAAGCUACCGCUGCCUGACGAAACAUAUUCUUAGUGGUGAUAUUCAGUUAAGUUCUACGUCUGGAAGACUUAUAAUCACAGAUCCUCAAGGAACACAGCCUCCCAGAAUGUCCGACACUAGAAGUAUUAUUCAAGUGCGGCAGGGUUCGUCAGCUGAGUUGACUUGUGUUGCGCAAGCUUACCCGUUGCCCAGUUACAGGUGGUACAAGAAGGAUGGUGUUCGACUAGCUCCUGUCAGUGCCCGACCGGGUGUCAUUCUUCUCAGUGGAUCUCUCUACUUUCAACAAGUCAGUGUCAGAGACUCGGGAACAUAUGUGUGUGUUGUGAAUAACAGUGCUGGAGAAAAAAGAAUGGAAAGUUCUCUAACAGUUACGGCACCAUUAUCUGCCCACUUACAUCCGAAGCGAAUCCUUGUGGACGCUGAGAAGCCAGUUACUCUCAAAUGCAACAUCUCGGGAUUCCCCGUCGAUUCAGUCACGUGGAUGAAAGACACUCGUAUGCUGGCCGACAAUUCCGGUCGUGUGAGAAUGCUGACCAGGGACAUCAUCCACAUCAACUCUGUAGGAAGAGAAGACAGAGGAGUGUACCAGUGUUUCGUGAGGAACGCUGAUGAUUCAGCCCAGGCGUCAGCGGAGCUUGUUUUGGGAGAAACGGCACCUUCGUUUCAUGAAACUUUUACUGAAAGAACCUUACGCCCGGGCCCCCCAGUAUCCUUCCAGUGUGCAGCGUCCGGUACUCCUCUACCGCAAGUCACGUGGUCUCUAGACGGCUAUCCGGUACCGGACAACGACAGGGUCCGAGUGGGAGACUAUGUAAGCAGAAACGGGGAUGUAAUCAGUCAUGUCAACAUAUCCAGCGUUCGAAUUGAAGACGGAGGACUGUACAGCUGUGCUGCUCGCAACGAUGUGGGUGAAAUUAAACACUCGGGAAGAUUAAAUGUUUAUGGACCGCCAAUGAUCCGGCCAAUGCCGGACUUAUCUGUGGUCUCAGGAGAAACAAUAACGUUACAAUGUCGGGUCGCUGGAUAUCCUAUUGAUGAAAUCAUGUGGGAGAAAGACGGCAGAAAACUUCCUACUAAUCGGAGACAAAAACUGACUCUAAAUGGCACGCUGUCCAUAGAGCAGGUACAAAGACAUGAGGAUGAAGGUACAUACGUUUGUUUUGCUAGGGCAGCUGAUUCACCUGCCGUAGAUGGAAGCCUGAAGAUAACAGUCAAAGAAAAACCAGUCAUUAUGCCCUUUUCUUUUCCAUCGGAAAACCUGAAAGAAGGGAUGAAAAUUUAUGGCAUGUGUGCUGUAUCGGCCGGAGAUCCUCCUUUUCACAUAUCCUGGUUAAAAGACGGUCGCUCCCUGUCGUCUUCCGAUAGCGACAUCACAAUACAGAUGAUUGGACAGGACUUUAGUUCCAUGACCAUAGAUAGUGCUACAACACGACACAGUGGCCAUUAUACCUGUGUGGUUAAAAAUGAUGUAGCAAGUGUGAACUAUACUGCUGUUCUUACUAUACAUGUGCCUCCAAGAUGGCGAUUAGAGCCUUCGGAUACCAGUGUUCUUGUUGGGAGAAGUGUUUCAUUACACUGUCAAGCAGAUGGCUUUCCACAACCCCAAAUUCGUUGGGAAAAGGCAUCAGAUCACUCUGUCAGAGAUUAUCGCCCGAUAAGUACAAGUUACCAUCAUCAAAUAUUUGAAAAUGGCUCGUUAACAAUUCAAGAUGUUACUCAGGAAGACGCUGGUUACUACCUCUGCCAAGCCACAAAUGGUAUCGGUCCUGGAUUGAGCUCUGUUGUUUCCCUUAGCGUGCAUGAAUCUCCAAGGUUUGAAACAAAAUUCAGAACUCAGAUGGUAAAGAAAGGAGACGAUGUAACUUUGUCUUGUUCUGUUUCCGGAGAUCCACCUCUUUCCAUAACUUGGACAAGAGAUAAGCAGCCAUUGAAUUUGGAAACGGAGCCCAGGUUUCAGGUUUCUCAGACUGCGAGCGGAGAUUCUAAAAUGAAAUCUAUUCUUCGAGUGACAUCAGUUGGCAGGGUAGAUUCUGCCCUUUACACUUGUUUGGCUUCAAAUAUAUAUGGACAAGACGACACUAAUAUUCAGCUCAUUGUUCAAGAACAACCGGAUGCUCCAAGGGAAGUUCAGAUUUCAGAAACAGGAAGUCGACUCGUAAGACUGUCUUGGGAACCCCCUUUCAGCGGAAACAGCCUCAUCACACAGUACAUCUUACACAUACGAGAAAAUGCUUCUGCGCCUUCAAGAAACAUGUCCGUGGCAGGCACCGAAACGUCGGCUGAUAUAACGGGAUUGAGGCCGGCCACCGGCUAUGACGUUUACUUGGUCGCGGAAAACGCUAUCGGUGCAAGCGGACCUGGAAGGACGUUUCAUUUUAAAACUGAGGAGGAAGUUCCAGAAGGGCCACCGACUGCAGUAGAUGCAGAAGCUCUUAGUUCAGACACUCUUAGAAUAACAUGGGAGUCACCUGAGAAGCGUCUCAGAAAUGGUAACAUAAAGGGAUACUAUGUUGGUUACAAAGAUGCAAAUUCCUCAGAGCCUUAUCAGUAUAAAACAGUUGAUAUGACUUCAUCGAAAGAUGGGCGAAUUUCGACAGAUCUUCGUGGAUUAAGUCCUUACUCAUAUUACAGCAUUGUAGUUCAAGCUAUUAACUUGAAAGGAGCUGGACCCCGAUCUGAUCCUAUAAUUGUGAUGACUAUGGAAGAUGUUCCCAGCAUUCCUCCACAGCAAGUUGAUUGCAUGGCUUUGACAUCGCAGACGAUAAAAGUGACUUGGCAGUCCCCACCACCUUCAGCCAUUCAUGGAAUCUUAAAAGGAUAUAAAGUACUUUACAGAGCAGCAGAAGAUUGGCAAGAUAUUGAAGAUCAUGAGGUAACUGUGCCCAUUCCAGAUAAAGAGACGUUGUUGAAAAGUCUUGAAAAAUUUACGAAUUACAGCAUAAGCAUAUUAGCUUUUACUGGAAGAGGUGAUGGAAUUUUGAGUGAAUCCAUUUUUUGCAGAACAAUGGAAGAUGUUUCCAGUCCACCAGCAGACAUCAAGGCUCUACCAAUGCUUCCAGAUGCAAUUCUUCUGAGUUGGCAGCCCCCUGUGCAACCAAACGGCAUUCUUCAGCAGUACACGUUGUAUCAAAGAACCACAGUAAACAGCAUACAGAUGACAAAAAAGCACACUCUGUCUCCUUCACAACAUUAUUACGAAGCUCUUCGUUUGGAGAAAACCAAAAGAUACGAGUUUUGGGUCACGUGCUCUACAUCAGCUGGUGAAAGCGAAGGGACAAGAGUUCUAUCCCAAACAACAUCAGAAACAAUUCCCGCUAGAAUAGCGUCUUUCUCAAGUCAAACUAUAACGCGCAGGAAAUCAUCCGUCCAGUUGCCAUGUAAAGCUGUUGGAAUUCCUGCUCCAGAGCGCACGUGGUCAUUCAAAGGGCAAUCAAUACGCGACAGAAGACGAACAAAAUUUAUGAAUAAUGGAAGCCUACUGAUUGAAGAUGUUGACGAUGACGACGCUGGCAAUUACACUUGCAAGGUUCAAAAUGUUUAUGGAGCUGAUGAAAUAGCAUUUUCGCUGAUAGUAAGAGCGAAACAUCUGAAUGGAAGAGCUCUACCUGCUCCAACAGCUCUUACAAUCAUUGGUGAAACACCAGCAAGUCUUGAAAUAAAGUGGUCCAUGGAUUCACGUGGCAGACUAAAGACAAAAGGAUUUGUUAUUCGACACAAGCGAGAAUACGGUCAAUGGGAGGAAUCAAAAACAUCAUCAAAAAUGACAACCCAUACCUUGCUUAACCUCCAGUGUGGUACGAAGUAUUACAUAUACGUAGCUGCUUUAGGGAAAAACGGAGAAGGUGAACCAAGUGAAACGAUAACAGCAAAGACAGAAGGCAGUGCUCCAGUUGCUCCAGACAAGGACUCAUUCGUUGCAGCCAAUUCAACUUCUCUAACAGUUAAUCUAAGAACAUGGGAAGACGGUGGUUGUGGAAUUAAGUCAUUUGUUAUUCGAUACAAAAGACUUCAUACAACGGAUUGGAAGAUGGCGGCAAGUUCGGUCAGCCAGCAGCAAGAUAAAAUCGUCAUUCGGGAUUUAAGCCCAGGAACUUGGUACAGUAUCAGAGUGACGGCGCACAAUGUGGCAGGAUCUACUGUUGCAGAAUAUGAGAUAGCGACAUUAACGUUAGAAGGAGGUACAGUGGCACCUAUUUUGAUACUGGAAAGUCGAGAGUCUAUAAACAUUUGGGAAGAUGUUAAUAUUAUUGUUCCAGUCGUAGCGGCGAUUGUUGCAUUGACAGUUGUAAUCGGCGUUGCUGUUUGUGUCUGCGUGAAGAAAAGACAUGUCGGAGAAGAUUAUUACGAACGGAGAGGUGGUAAUCCAAACGCUGCGCCACUGAUGCCAAAUCAAGCAGCAAAGAAAAAUGCAGAAGGCAACAACGCUCCCAUUCGUGAGACAUCUAUGUACCAAACUUGCAGUCCAAAAAGCACCAAUACCUCAAGGAAACCAGGGCCAGAUGCCACUGGGGAACAAGGACAUUACUACGAGGACGAUAUCGCCCCGUACGCGACAUUCCGGCUACCCGGAUGCGAGUCGGACACCGAGAGCUCCCAGGGCACAGUCCGGGAGCUUCAGACGUUCGGCCAUCUGCACUACAGCCGAAGAUCCUACCCAGACAACGCAGCGGCUCAUCUUCAAGAGCAGCUUAUACUAAGCCGGGAAAUAGAUCCAUAUCAAAAAAUUGUCGAGUGUCCGACCUAUGACGAGAACUUUCCGUCCUCCCAUCCGUCCAUUGGUGUAUAUAGUGAACCAAAGUUUCAAGAGGUUCUGGUUCCGAGGGAGGAAUUCGAAGAGGAUCAGAGCUGCCGGGAGAAAAGGAGGCCCGAGGAGAUCUACAAGCGAUGGAUAUGUCUCAUUGAGCCGUACUGGGCAGGGGACACAAUUGAGAGUGACGUAGAUGUAGAAUAUGAACGAACGGAGCAGGUAGAAGAUCUGCUUUUGAAGCAAGAGAUGUCGGAAGCAGAAUGCGACUGGGAUCGAAAUGAGUGCUACUAAGCUUAAUUUUAAAACUUCCAAACGAGUCAUUUCCGCACCUGUGCAACGGUUUACGGACAUAGCAGGAAAUGCGUUGCAAAGGUGGUGCUGGAACAAUUGCUCUUAACAACGAGUCACGUAUUUAUGCAAUGCUGAGCGUAUGUCAAAAGCAAGAUAAAUGAAAAAAAAAAGAACAGGAUUAAAACCAAAUUUUUGUAAUUCAAAGCAUCAAUUAUCUCACUAUUUCAUAGUGUCUCAAACUUUUAUUGUAUGAAAGAGUAUAAAUGAAAGUACUGGUUAAAUUUUAGUAAUGUAUCUAGAUUUUUGAUUUAAUAAUUGCUGGUUUGUAUUUAAUGAUAAAAAAGCAAAACUUUGUAAUUUCUCUUUUAUUUCGUUUUUCCAUGAAAAAAAAUGUUUGCAUGAAAUAAGAUUAUAAAAGCAUCAGCUCAAUUUUUAAAAUAAAAUGAAAUUGUCUACGUAAUUAAGGUUGGGCUAAAUUUAAAAGCUAACAUGUUGGUACAUUAAAUCACGAAUAUGAAAAUGACACUAGGAUAGUUUAAUAAAUUUGAAUUAAGGGUAUUACUUAAAUGAUAUUUUAGAUGUAUCAUUUACUCAAAUGAUACAUUUAAAAAGAAUCAUAGGUUAAGUUUUAAGACAUGGUUAAUAAGUUUUCUGCAGAUAGUCUUUAAAAAUAGAAAGAUUUAUUAUAGUUGAUAUGUCAUAAUAACACUUACAGUGGAACAAGUAAAUUAACUAAAAAUAAGUAUAAAAAUGUGAUUCGAAAUGGAUAUUGAACAUUCUAAAUUACAUAUUUUCAUUAUUUUAGAAUAUUUGAGUACUUUACACUCCCGGGUCCUCGUACUUACUAAUACACGUGGUUUAAUCGGUUGGAUUGGGCCUAGAGGACAAGUCUGCUUUAUGAUCCAGAUUCAAAUUUCAAGCAAAACCUGGUCCAACAUCCCCAAGGGUAUUGAUUUGGAAUGGGAACUUAAGAGACUUUGUGACCAAGACAUAUUUAACGUGCCUCAGUUACCAUAAAUAAACACGUAUGAUCUUCGAUCGGCUGACAUUGAACCUAAGACCUCCGGUUACGAGCCCAAUGCCAAUUGUAUUGUGUAAAAUGUCUUAAUAUGGUCAUGAACAGCUAUUUCUUACUUUUCGUUUAGUUUGAAAUCUACUAUUUAUCUUAUUUCGAACGACAGGAUGUGCCAAAAUGUAAUUUAGGACGUUUUAAAAAAUUUGAGUUUUAAUCCUGAAAUAAUUAACUGGCAUUUUGUUUUUCGAAAGUCUGAACACUUCGAAUUGUGAAAAAGAAACUUUCAAGGUGUUGGACGCUUUGCGAAAGGGGAAAAAAACUCUUAUCAUUCGAAUCUCUUUUGGAUGAAAGGGUUCGGCAUUUCUGUGAUUUUAAGCAUCAUCAAAAUGUACUCAUAUAUCAAAAUAGCAACUAUGUGAUGUACAUAAACUUGGAUUAUUGUUGAAAGUUUAUUAAAAAAUAUUAUGUAAAAGUUGCAGUCUCAGUGUGAGAUGAA
Uloborus diversus is the source of this 7088-nucleotide messenger RNA. Its product is annotated as cell adhesion molecule Dscam2-like. The record is from RefSeq and is a predicted model, not a curated record. Gene Ontology annotation, molecular function: protein binding. Gene Ontology annotation, biological process: cell-cell adhesion; axon guidance. Gene Ontology annotation, cellular component: plasma membrane; axon. NCBI's taxonomy places the organism in Eukaryota, Metazoa, Arthropoda, Arachnida, Araneae, Uloboridae.